AUGCGCGCAGAAGCGAGAGGGAGCUCCACGGACACGCACGUAGGGGGGAUGGCCCACGCACGCUCCAUUCAUGUCUCUGAAGAGAGCGGAUUACGCUUCCGGAAACAUUGCCCAGAAAAGGAUCACGCAUUUGCACCUUGUACAGAUUUCUCGCUGAUUACUGCACAGAGAGAUACCAUGUGGGAGUCACAUGAGCGUGCAGAGGAUGAUCCGUGA
This is a messenger RNA of Knipowitschia caucasica, 216 nucleotides long. Lineage: Eukaryota; Metazoa; Chordata; Actinopteri; Gobiiformes; Gobiidae. The record is from the annotation of a GenBank genome assembly.